Messenger RNA from Nicotiana tabacum (common tobacco), 1038 nucleotides. NCBI's taxonomy places the organism in Eukaryota, Viridiplantae, Streptophyta, Magnoliopsida, Solanales, Solanaceae. The record is from RefSeq and is a predicted model, not a curated record.
AUGGAUGCCUUUCUUUCACUCCAAAACUGGUUGAAGUAUAUAAAAAAGUUGAAGGAACUGGGAGAAAACUUUGACAUUCUGAUGAUUCCGCUUGAUGAUGAUGAAGAGUCAUUUAAACAAGUAUUUGCUAACUUGCCUUGGUUUUCACUUCCCCUUGAAGGACAGGAGCUGCGAGAAGCUGAACUAUCUAAACUUCCUACAUUGGUGAUCAGUUCGCCAGAUGGGAAGGCUCUUCAUUCUAAUGUAGCUGAAGCCAUAGAGGAGCACGACAUCCAAGCAUACCCUUUUACACCUGAGAGAUUUGCAAAACUUGAGAAGAUAGAGAAAGCUAAUCGAGAAGCGCAGACACUUGAGUCAAUUUUGGUUUCAGGAGAUCAUGAUUUUGUUAUUGGGAAGGAUGGUGCUAAGAUUCUAGUGUCUGCUCUUGUUGGGAAGAAUGUUCUUCUUUACCUUUCUGCACACUGGUGUCCUCCGUGUCGUGCUUUCCUACCAAAGCUUACAGAAGCAUAUGACAAGAUUAAAGUGAAUGAUGAUUCUUUAAAGGUUGUAUUCAUAUCUAGUGAUAGAGAUCAGGCCUCCUUUGAUGAAUUUUUUGCCACAAUGUCAUGGCUGGCUCUUCCCUUUGGUGAUGAAAGGAAGGUGCUAACAGGCAGGACUGUUACAACUGAAGCCAGAAAUCUAGUUAUUUGUUUUGGUGUUGAUGCUUAUCCGUUCAUAGAGGAGCGCGUGAAGCAGAUUGAGGCACAAUAUGAGGAGAUGGCAAAGGGGUGGCCUGAGAAUGUGAAUCACGCUCUCCAUGAGCAUGAACUCGUACUUACAAAGCACUUGUUUUAUAACUGUGAUGGAUGCAAUGGCGAGGGACGAGUGUGGUCAUUCUGUUGUGAAGAGUGUGAUUUUGAUCUCCACCCCAAAUGUGCUCUGGAAGAGAACAAAGGAUGCAACAUAGAUGCAGAGGCAGAAGAAAAAGAGCUUGAAGAGGAGGAAAUUAAAUCAAAAGAAGGGUGGAUUAGCGAUGGAGAAGUUUGCUAUAAAGCUUAG